GGCCCCGGCACCAUGUGGGGCAGCAGGAUCCUCCCUGAGCUCGGGGACGGCGGCGGCUUGCGCAGCUACAAAGCCGGCCCAGAUUACUCCUCCGCGGGAUGGUUAUCUGGUACUGAAUCACUGUGGCAGGCCUCAACCAUUCCAUCGAGCAGCCGAAGUAACCAUAUCAGAAGACACAGUAUAGCUUCUGACAGCGGGGACACAGGCAUUGGUACCUCCUGUUCUGAUAGUGUGGAAGAUCAUUCAACGUCAAGUGGUACUUCCUUGUUUAAGCCCAGCCGAUCAUUGGUCUCUAUUCCCACUGCCCAUGUGAUGCCGUCUAAUGCCAGCUCUUCACUUUCCAAACACAGGGAAGCUCUGAAGUCUGACUGCUCACAAUGGAGUACAAACCUUUUACGGUCAGGAGGAAGUCGAAAUCUGGACAUAGUGGACCACUCUCUUGACAUGAAGGAUGUGAGGCCUGUAAGGAAAUGGUCAUCCUUGUCUAAACUGAGCACACCAGAUAGCUGCAGUCAGGAUGAAAGUGUCCUUUCAGGGGACUCCAGGGCUAGUACUGACAGAUCAGGAAGAGACAAGACCAUGUCACCACAAUUAAGAACAAAUGGGCCGAGUUGUUUGCAUAAUAGCAUGGAGUUGCUAAAAGUUGAGGACAAAGAAACUGGGAAAAAACGAUCUUCUACGCUGGAUUGCAAAUACAAAUUUGAAAGUUGCAGCAAAGAAGACUUUGGUGUUUCAGACGCCUCAAAUAGGAGACAUGUCUUUGACAUGACCUACAGUGCCUUACCUGAAAGCAAGCCCAACUCAGCCAGCUGUGAGGCUUUUGGGCACAAAUAUGCAACACUGGGACAGCAGGCUAUGAACGGAGUACCCAUUCAGCCCUCAGUGAGGACUCAGAUGUGGCUUACAGAACAGUUGCAUGCAAAUCCUCUGGACUGUAGGACUGCUGAGGAGUCAUAUGGUUUGGCAGCUUGGCAACUGCAGCAGCUUGAAGAUCUUACAAGGGGAAAUGAGCACCCGAUGCAGGUUCUGACUGGAUCGUCUCGUCAAGGUUACACAGGUACAGGCUAUCAGGAUUUCAGUAAUUGGGAAUCCCUUAUGAAAAUCAAAGAAGGGUUGCUAAGACAGAAAGAAAUUGUGAUUGAUCGGCAGAAGCAACAAAUUAACAGUUUACAUCAGAAGAUACGGGAGAAUGAAUUACGGGCUCAACAUGCCAGACUGAGCCACCUUGUGAAUUGUGACGAAUCUUAUGUGACUAAUUUACAGCAUUCACAAUAUGAGAACACAUCAUUGCAAGCUCCAUUUUCAGAAAGAUCAGUAUCCCACUGUGAGGAGCUUGAGCAAAAGCUUGCAUCAGUUGAGAAUAAGGAAAUGCAACUCAAUGAGUUUCUCAAGCAAAUUUCAAACAAAUCCAGUGAAGAGAAAAAGAAGAUGGAAGAGAAACUUAAAACCAGAGACAGGUACAUAAAUAGCCUGAAAAAGAAAUGCCAAAAAGAGUCUGAACAAAACAAAGACAAACAGAGACGAAUUGAAACCCUAGAAAAAUAUCUAGCUGACCUGCCAACGCUGGAUGAUGUAGAAAGGCAGAGUAACCAGCUGCACAUUCUAGAAGAGAAGAACAAGCAACUCCAAGAAACAGUGACAGAUUUGGAGAAGAAGCUUGGAGAGACUAGAACACAAUGUAGGGAGAAAGAGCUGCAACUCGUGUAUCAGAAAAAGAAAGAAAAAGACCUGGUCACCACAGUGCAGAGUUUGCAACAGAAAGUAGAAAAAUGCCUGGAAGAUGGUAUCCGCCUCCCCAUGUUGGACACAAAACAGCUUCAGAGUGAGAAUGAAUGCCUCAAAGAAAAGAAUGAGAAAGCCCGCAAGGUCAUAGACAAUCAACAAAAUCAGAUAGCUGGGAUGAUGUUAGAAAUUCAGUCUAUGGAAGAAAAGCUUUUGCAAGGGAAAGUGACAAUGCAGAAGAUGACAAAUGAGACUGAAGAAAAAGAAAGGCAUAUACAGCAGUUAAAUAAAACUCUGCUUGAAAACCAAAGACUAAUGGAAGAGAAUGCCUUUUUGAGGGAGCAGAUAUGCCAGAUGGAACAGUCCAGACAGCCAGUGUCUGAAAAGAUGCCGGUGGCUGACCAGUUGUUCAAAGAAAUGUCCCAUUGUUUGUUUGACUUGAAAGCACUAUGCAGUAUUCUUACCCAGAGAGCUCAGGGCAAGGAGCCUAACCUCUCCUUACUGCUGGGAAUCAGAUCAAUGAGCUGUUCAGCUGAAGAGAAUGAGAAUUACCACAGCACAGAAACUCUCACCAAGAAACUCUCGGAGGUUUGUCAAUUACGGAAGGAUAUUGAUGAACUGAGGACUAUAAUAUCAGACCGUUAUGCUCAGGACAUGGGAGACAACUGCGUUACCCAAUGAUAAAAUUUUGUCUCACAGCAAUGACUACAUUAUUAAAUACUGCUGUGUUACGGAUCUUUGCAUUUCUAUGAAGGAGCCAUAUGGGAAGAUAGCAUACUGUAUAUGAGCUGCACAUGGGUGUCUGGUGGGUCUGAGGGUUGUGCAUAUUUAAUUUGGGGGAUGGUGGGGAAAUCUUAAUUUGAAGAGAGUGGUACAGAUCUCAAGAAAAUCUGUGUUCUCCAAACUACUGAAUGUAGGACCAAGCUGUGAAGAAUGUUCCCAUUAGAGAUGUAGGAUUUUAUUUCCUCCCUCAUGGCUCAUUUAAACAAUAUGUGUGGUUAUAUUGUUUUCCGAAGUCAAAGCAAAGUCUCAGAAAAAGGCACUAUUGUUACUACUGUACUUACUUUCCUUCAUCAGAGGUUGGAGUUGCACUGUCCGAAUUGAAAGGCUGGAGUGACAGGUUCAAGCACCCAAAGGUGUAGAGAAAAUAUGGACAGUGGAGCCAGAUGCUUCUGCAAAACACAUCAUGUUGGAAACUGCAAUUGGGGUGGUUUUUGACUACUACAAAAGGUGGUUGCUCGUUUUAUAAUUGCCUCGUGAAUUAGGUAAGGGAAAGAAGGGGUGGUUUCAGCAGCUGAUCCCUGUUGAUUAUUAGGGUUUUUAUUUUAUCCAGCAACAGUCUAGGCAAACAAACUCUGUAUGUGAAUGUAGUCCCAUCAGAUUGAGAUGUUUGCCUUCCUCAUAUCUCCAUCUUUUAACAUGUUACUUAAAAACCUUGUUUCAGUAAUAUGAAGACUGUGACACAAACCCACAAAAGCCAGCUGCUGUAACUCUUAAGGCUGGCUUUCUGUCAGCAAAAUGACACUGGAGACGUCUCAUGGUGUGUGUACUGUAGUUAUUUUCUGUCUACAACCUCUGUUUUAAAUGUGUUCAGCCUAUAUAUCCAGGGCCCAAUCCUGCAGGCCUCCUGAAGGUAAUGAACAACCCAAAUCUUGCAGCAUCUGGGCCUGUACAAAAUUUUUUCUGCCUCUUAGUGCUGAAAGCUCAGAAUGUUAUUGUCAGACUCUAUCAUUUUGUGUGGUGUGCAGGACUUGUAGAUUUUUCCAGUCCUGCAGGAAAGGAUUACUUUUUAAAAAAUACAGGAACACAUUGUUAUCCAGUGCAAGACUGCCCCUGCAGGACAGAUAGAAUAUUAGCACUCCCGCAAAACGAUUCUAUGAUCAGAACUUAGCUGGGUAAUUGUAAAACAAGGAUACCUCUAUUUCACUGGAGACAAACACAGCAAAUAAGUUCUGCCUUCAAAUGCUGACCUGGCCAAAAUGGCUGUCAAGCUGCAUUAUUAAUGUUAGACAAUGAGAAUCAAUCAUAAAAGACUGCAAACACAUUUAAAAAUUAAAAAAGUUUGAGAGCAAAUAGCUGCAGCUUGCUUGUGCAGUUAUUACAGCUGACAGUACAGUGCUGGCAGCAUUAGAAAUCUUUUGUUAGUAAGCUUAUGGGCCAUGACAAAGUAGGCUGGAAGACAGCAAACUAUGGUAAAGGAAUGGCUAUUUUUGUUUUUUUCUGACAUUAAUAUCUAUAUUUAAUUUUCACCAUUUGUUAAAAACAGAAAAAAUAGCUUAAGGAUAAUGUGGAUUGACAUUGCUGAUUUUAACGUUAAAAUUUUCAGCCUUCUGUUUUGUGUUACAAAGAGUGUUUAAAUGUCAUUGUUAUGAACUUAGUGAUUUAAAAAUCUUCUGGUCAGUCUUUUCUAACUGUUACAUGGGCUUAUUUAUUCAACAGGUCUUGCUUGCUAAACUGUCCCUACACCUGGCCUAGAUCUGUGAAAAUCUAUUUUAGUGUUUAUAUUAAUGGUUCUCAGUAUUUUUCAAUUGCAGAUUAUUUACUCAGACUGAAGCAGCAACUUUGGGAGCAUUAAGUCUUCCAUCCUUACAACUGAACAGCGUAAUCUUUACAUUUUUUAAAAAAUAUUCUGGGGCUAAGAAAGAAGCUAUCUUUUUGCCCAGAACUUGGU
Messenger RNA from Terrapene triunguis (Three-toed box turtle), 4393 nucleotides. RefSeq names its product centrosomal protein 85 like (gene CEP85L). Lineage: Eukaryota; Metazoa; Chordata; Testudines; Emydidae. Bases 13 to 2403 code for a protein of 796 amino acids. The record is from RefSeq and is a predicted model, not a curated record. Gene Ontology annotation, cellular component: centrosome. The transcript is spliced from 13 exons.